Molecule: messenger RNA, 2237 nt
Organism: Sceloporus undulatus (fence lizard)
Lineage: Eukaryota; Metazoa; Chordata; Lepidosauria; Squamata; Phrynosomatidae
Gene: AQP9
Product: aquaporin 9
Exons: 5
Coding region: 549-1568 (339 amino acids)
Biological process (GO): water transport; glycerol transmembrane transport
Cellular component (GO): basolateral plasma membrane; plasma membrane
Molecular function (GO): water channel activity; glycerol channel activity; urea transmembrane transporter activity
Source: RefSeq, a predicted model, not a curated record
GAUGCUUAUUUGGGGAGGCUGUUGGUGGAUCUUGGGGAUAAGGUAAUGAUUAAUCCGGUCGGCGAGAAACUGGAAAGGCAAAAGAGCUUCUGGUCAGCCCCAGCGGAUGCCAGCUUCCCUGCAUUAUCUCAGCCGGCUGUUAUAAAUAGUGCCAACAGCGCAGCCGACAAAGGAAGAGCACAUGAUGGAAACUCAUAACGUAUGCCCAGAGAAUGUCUAAGUGGGUUUUGCAAAUCCUGAGGAGUCAUCAGAUCACUGCAUUUUGCAAAGGCUGCAUCGGGGCUCUCUUGCUUGCUUAUUUCAACAUAUUUGGAGUGUCAAAGUUCAAAAGAAGCAAAAGGGAAUUGCUCCAGCAAUAAAACAAAAUUUUAACUGGGUCAGACUGGAAGAGAGAGGAGGAAAAAGAAAGAAGAAAUGACAGAAAAAAGAGAAAGGAGUUUGAAAAGGAAAUUGUCCCUGAAGAACAAAUUGAUGAAGGAGGCUCUAGCUGAAUUCCUGGCCACAUUCAUCCUGAUAGCGGCCACAUCAACCCUGCUGUUUCAUUCGCCAUGUGCCUGACGGGAAAGAUGACAUGGAUCCGCUUUCCUAUUUAUGUCCUGGCACAAUUUCUGGGGGCCUUCGCUGGAGCCGCUGCAGUCUUUGGCAUCAACUAUGGUGCAUUGAUGUCCUAUACUGGUGGAGACUUCAACGUCACUGGUCCCAAAGCCACAGCCCAUAUAUUUGCAACCUAUCCAGAAGAGUAUUUGUCCUUGAUAAAUGGAUUUGCAGAUCAGGUGAUGUCCACGGCCCUCCUCCUCCUGGGAGUCUUUGCAAUCUUUGACACGAACAACCUGGGCAUCCCCAAAGGGCUGGAGCCCAUUGGCGUGGGGAUGCUCAUCAUCCUCUUGACCUCUUCCAUGGCCCUGAACUGUGGCUGCGCCAUGAACCCUGCCAGGGACUUGGCCCCCCGACUUUUUACCUACUUUGCUGGGUGGGGGCCAGAAGUCUUUACGACUGUGCCACAUGCAACCAGUAUGAACUCACCAAGAUGGAGGAGGAUAAACAGCGCCAAAGGGCCAGCUCUCCUUGACCUCCCAACCACCGACCCCAUUGGAAAAAACAGACUGGGAUCCCUCACUGCUUGCCCAUCCUACACAUCCCAGAGCAAUGGCCCUUGGCACACAGAGAAACAGAAUCAUUGCCAGAUGGGAUUGUGGCAGAAAUCUCAUCCUCUCUCUCACUGGAUCUGGGAAAACUGGACCCAGCUAUACAAGGAAACAUCUUAUUUUUCUUGGUCCUUUUUGGAUCCAUCAGCCAUUCCCAAACUAGAGUGCUUCCUCCAUGGUUUGGACUGCAGUGCCCAUAACCAAAAGUCCAAACCAUUUGGGGCGCACUCCAGUUUGGGAGAGGCCAAUGAACACCAAAAGGUACACCAUGCCUUCCAGAGCUUCAUAGUUCAAAUCUUCACUAGAUGGGGAUUAUGGGAGUUGUCAUCCAAGCCAUGGGUGGCUGGGGUUAUGGGUGCUAUAGUCAAUUCCAUAUGGAAGGCAUCUUGGCUUGGGGGAUGUUGUGCUACACGUUGUGGCUGAGGAUGGUUCAAUGGAGUAUCCAUGUUCAAAGGCAAUCUACCUCUAUAUAACCAAGGGCUUGGAAACUAAAAAGAGAGAUUACCACUCCAAGGAUCUCACAGAUCUUUUGCAACACUGCUGCUGCCGGUGGGGUAAUUCUGGGAAUUGUAGUGCAGAAAAGAAAGCUAGUCCACCCAAUUUCAUGGUCUCCCUGCGCAGCCAGUGGGGUUACAGGACUCCAGCUUUGCUUGGUUUGUUGCUAGCAACUUGGAAGAGACAAAGAACCAUUGCUGAGCCUGCCUCCUUCCACAAGCAUCUCCUCAGCCCUUGCACCGCUGGGGCUCCUCUCCAGCCACCGUUCCUGGAACUACUCAGAACCACAUCCCUUUCUGACAGGUGAGUCAGAGGCAGCUCUGAGGGUGCCCUUCCCCAGCCUCCCAAAAUCCAGCCUGUGGGCCUACAGGUAAGCUCUCUUCUUCCCCAUCAGGCCAACCAAAAUGGACAAAAUACAUGAUGCAAACUUAUGUUGGCCCAAUCAAUGUAAUGAUUUUCUGUGGAUUUGGGAUUUGUACAUUGUUCAAAUUUAUAUGUUGCACAUUCCUAUGUGGCCAACAUGGCUACCCAUGGAUAACUUUUGAAAGUAACUAGAACUGUUACUUGUGACAUCAAUAAAGUUAACUUCACUAUCAC